AUGUUCAGCCGCAUGUUAAAGAUUGAUGAAGCAGAACGGAAUGUAUUUGACCUGUCAUCCCAGAAGGUCGCUAUUCAUGCCGCAGCACCCUGUCCUCGUCAGGUAAAACAGGCGAUGUUUGAUUGGUGGGGGCCUAUUAUUUAUGAGUACUAUGCCGGCACUGAAGGUAACGGUCUGACCCAUGUGACACCGGAAGCCUGGCUGAGCAAACCGGGUACGGUCGGCCAGGCUGUUAUCGGAACCAUUCACAUUUGUGAUGAGGAAGGUAACGAACUUCCCAAUGGCGAGCCGGGGUUAGUUUAUUUUGAAUUGCCCCGCAUGCCAUUCAGCUAUCUUAAAGACGAUGACAAGACCAGAAAUGCACAACAUCCGAAACAUCCGAACUGGAGUGCGUUGGGUGAUGUUGGAUAUGUUGAUGACGAAGGUUUCCUUUUCCUGACGGAUAGAGCGACAUUUAUGAUCAUCUCUGGAGGGGUCAAUAUUUAUCCGCAGGAAAUCGAAGACGCGCUCACGAUGCAUCCAAAAAUUGCCGACAUCGCGGUAUUCGGGGUGCCCAACGAAGAAAUGGGUGAAGAAGUUAAGGCAGUGGUGCAACCGGCAGAGGGGAUUGAGGGUGACGAUGCACUGGCAGCUGAAUUGAUGGCUUAUGCUCGAGAGCACGUUGCACAUUACAAGUGCCCCAAGAGUAUUGAUUUUGAACCAGAAUUACCGUUUGCGCUUGUGCUUGCUGCCAGUGGCGCCAAAGUUGCACUGACUGGCCGGCGCGCCGAUCGGCUGGAUGAGCUGGCGGAGGAAAUUCGUGCGGCCGGGGGUGUCUGCGAGCCCAUUCCGUUCGACAUCACACAGUCUGAACAGAUUAACGAGGUGCUCGACAAGGCAGAAGCUGCGCUUGGGUUGGUUGACUUGCUGGUCAAUAAUGCCGGUAUUCCCGAUGCGCAAAGAGCGCACAAAAUGGAUGAGGAUCUUGUUGAUAGGGUGUUCUCAACGAACCUGAUUGGACCGUGGAAACUUUCCUGUGAAGUUGCGCGCCGGCUCAUCGCUGCAGAAAAGCCCGGCCGUAUGGUGAACAUCUCUUCUGUUGGUGCAUUUAAUUAUAGCGGUGGUGGAGCAGCGUUGUACUCGGUAACCAAGUCUGCAAUUGUGCGCAUGACAGAGUGUCUCGCUGUGGAGUGGGCUCGAUACAAUAUUAAUGUCAACGCGAUUGCACCGGGCGCAUUUGCGAGCGAGAUGAUGGACGGCAUGCUCGAGCGGAUUGGCGACAUCACAAAACACUUUCCCCGCAAACGUCUCGGUGAUCCUGCGCAGAUGGACUCGUUAAGAAAAAAGGAAGCAUUUAUGAUCAGUGAACAAAAUCAAAGCUUUCGAGCCGAUGUUAAAAAAUGGAUAGAAGAUAACUUUCCGAGCACGCUGGCGGGUGAGAAUCCUGCAGUGGUUGGUUAUGCCGCAGAUCUUAAAAACGAUCAUGAUCUCUGGCGCCAGCGGCUGGCAGACAAUGGCUGGGGUGCACCAACUUGGCCCAAAGAGUAUGGCGGUGCAGGUUUAGGUCAGCGUGAAGAGCGCAUUAUUACUGACGAACUAUCCAACGCGAAUGCAUUCAAUCCAAUUCCCACAAUCGCACUGAUGGGUGUGACAAUGGUGGGACCAACAAUUCUCGACUACGGCACUGAGGAUCAGAAGAAAAAGCACCUCGUACCCAUCGCAAGAGGUGAAGUGACAUGGUGUCUUGGAUUAUCGGAGCCUGGCGCGGGUUCAGAUCUUGCCGCGUUGCGCACUCGUGCAGUCGACAAUGGUGAUCACUAUGUUCUCAAUGGAUCAAAAAUCUGGACCUCGGGUGCACAUCAUUCGGAUUGGUGUGGCGCUGUUGUUAGAACCGAUCCUGAUGCUAAAAAACGCAACGGUAUCAGUUUUGUUCUGCUGCCUAUGAACCAGGAAGGCGUUGAAGCGCGUCCGCUUAAACUCAUUUCGGGUGCGUCGGCAUUCUGUGAAACGUUUUUCAAUGAUGCAAUCGCCGAAAAAUCUGAUCUGUUGGGCGAUUUAAAUGACGGUUGGAGCGUUGUUAAGCGUUUGUUACAACACGAAAGGCAAAGCCAGAUUGGUGCACGCACGGCGGGCAGCAGAUCGGAACGGAUGCAGGAUCUCGCCAGGCGUUACAUCGGACUUGAUGACAAGGGCAUGCUUAACGACAUCGAUCUGAGGCAAAGGCUGGCUAACCACUUAAUGGAUCGACAAUCGCAUGCACUGACGCUUGCACGAAUUGCUGCCGAAUCAAAAGGUAACGUCGAAGUUUCUGCUGCCGCUUCAAUACUGAAAAACUCAGCGACAAAUGUUUCUCAAACCCGCGCCGAUCUGACGCUUGAGAUUAUGGGCGACCAGGGCCUUGGCUGGGAGGGAGCCAAAGCCUGGGCAAGCAAACAAGCACCUGUGCAAAAGUUUCGCGCUAUGCGCGAUAGUGGAAUCGAACAACGCUUUGACGAUCAAACGUGGUCGGAAAUCAUUGAGAUGGGAUGGACCGGCAUUCUGAUACCGGAAGAGUAUGGCGGUUCUGAUCUUGACUACCUGACAUUUGGUGUUGUGCUUGAGGAACUCGGACGGCAGCUUACAGCAUCGCCGCUGUUUGCUUCCGCUCUGGUCGGCGCGACAGCGCUGAACAUUGCGGGCAGCGAUAUGCAGAAAGAGACGUUUUUACCCAAAAUCGUCGACGGCAGCGAAAUCCUGACACUUGCGAUUGAUGAAUCGCAUCGACAUGCGCCUGCCGAGGUUGCGCUAACAGCCCAAGCGACUGCAACAGGAUUCAAACUGAACGGUAAAAAAGGCUUUGUCCUGGAGGGGAUGGCGGCGACAACGUUCAUUGUGGCCGCGAGAACCAGCGGAGAACCGGGGGAUACAAACGGUAUUACUCUUUUCCUGGUCUCAGCCGAUAGUUCAGGUUUACAUCGCAAAUUUAUCUCUACAGCGGACAGCCGAGGUUACGCCAACAUGACUUUCGAUGAUGUUGAAGUUUCCUCAGACGCAGUUUUGGGAGAGGUAGAUGAAGGUUGGGAAGCGCUCGAUGCAAUUCUUGAUCGUGCGCGCGCUGGUCUCGCGGCAGAAAUGCUUGGGUGUGCUGCACAGGCAUUUGAUAUGACAUUGGAUUACCUGAAGACAAGGGAGCAAUUUGGUCAACUAAUUGGUUCCUUUCAGGCACUUGGGCAUCGUGCCGCGGCACUGUUCACCGGGCUGGAACUGGCCCGUUCAUGCGCUGAGGCCGCACUCCAGGCGAUCGAUGAAGAAGUGGAUGACAUCCCGCAAAUGUGUUCACUCUCUAAAUCACGUUUGAGUGACUUUCUGCACCAAAUGUCGACGCAGCUUAUCCAGAUUCAUGGUGGCAUCGGUAUGACCGAUGAGUUUGAUGCAGGCUUCUAUUUGAAACGUGCAAGAGCGUUGGAAGUUCGUUAUGGCAAUGCGGGCUUUCACCGGGAUAGAUAUGCGUCAGCGCUUGGGUUUUGA
This is a messenger RNA of Symbiodinium necroappetens, 3486 nucleotides long. The record is from the annotation of a GenBank genome assembly. NCBI's taxonomy places the organism in Eukaryota, Dinophyceae, Suessiales, Symbiodiniaceae.